AUGCAAGUGGAGGAAAAGGAGCAAAAGACCGAUUCCAAGGGUAAAAAGCCAACAAGUCCGACGGUUGCAAAGCCAUCUGCGGAGACAACUCCUUCGUUCAAAACACAGCCACCUGUGGAGGCGGCCCGAGUCGCUCCACCACCUCGUCCUAAACAGAAAAUACGAGCAAGAGCUUUUAGACGCAAAAAUGCGCCAUUUAGGCGUGUUUAUCCCAUCCUUACUAGCAAUUGUCAGAACGUCGGCAACGCUGUAGAAUGUAGUCCUUUCGUAGCAGCGGCCCGCAAUAUGAAAUUUUGCUGCCAACUCGCGCAUGGUUCUCCUACGGCAAUCAUUUCCAACUUUGCUUCUAUAAGCGAACUGUUCCAAUCGAUCGCCGACUCCUUCAACAUUUCUCCAGAUGACAUCAUUUUCUGCACCGUAUGUGUUUGCAACAUCGAAGCUGAGUAUACCAACUGGAUUGUGUUUCAGCCUGAUAUGGACAAGCUGUUCGCAGGCAGUUUGGAAUAUUCAGACAUGCUAUUUGCGCAUGUGAAGGGACAACCUGUUGAAGUUGAACUUACCAAAUCGGAGGGAAUGUUCGGUUUGACUGUGAGCGACAAUGGGAGGUGCCGUUCAUUCAUCAAACGCAUCAAGGAGGAUAGCAUUGCUUGUAAGCUGCAAUCGCCCAAAUAUGCACGCGCGCGGCCUGCUCUUGACAUCGGCCAACUAAUCGAGAAAAUUGACGGUAUUAAUGUCACAGGCAUGAGACACUAUGAGGUUGUAAGAAUCCUACGAAGCAUGCCUAUAGGCAAAACGUCAGCAUUGUCAAUAGUUUUCACAUUGCGCGUUGUGUCACCGAAACAAUCAGGAUUUCAACUUAUUGCUCCUCGCAACUCAUUGUCCAGUAAAAAAGCUUUAAAUGAUGGCCAAAAGACGCUGCGAUUUAAAGCAAAUGGAGGAGUUGUUAUUGAGGAGGUAUGCUCACCCUAUCAAACAAGACCCCCUUUUUUGAAAAAAUACUCGCAGGGUGCUCUUGACAGAGUAAUGAUCGGCCGUUUGAACGAAGUCUUGGAUUCAUAUCUUGGGGUACAAGACGACCAAAUGGCGCAAGCGUUAUGGGAUCUGGCGCUUAAAUGUGAUACUCUUCCCGAGAUGCAUAAAGCUGUCCAUGAU
This is a messenger RNA of Strongylus vulgaris, 1152 nucleotides long. Lineage: Eukaryota; Metazoa; Nematoda; Chromadorea; Rhabditida; Strongylidae. The record is from the annotation of a GenBank genome assembly.